AUGACGAAAUUUUUAGUUCGGGGCAUGAUGAAAAAGCGCCAAGGGAAGGACAGGGUGGUGGUGGUAUUGGGUGCCAACGGCACAGGUCUCAAGGGCCUAUACAUAGUAACCAAUAAGGUGAGCAAUGAGGAAUGCCGCGACGUGCCGCACCAUUUGCUCGGAAUCAUUGAUCCCGAGGUGGAUUUCACUGUACAUGAUUUUGUGCAUCAUGCAUUACUGGCUGCUGAUGCCAUCGUACAAAAGAAUCAGUUUCCAAUCAUUGCUGGAGGGUCCAGUUCCUUCGUACAGGCACUUGUCAAUGACAACACUGAGUUUUCCUCCAAGUACGAGUGUUGCUUUCUCUGGAUGGACGUGGCGAUCCCGGUCUUGCAUUCGUACAUGUCGAAAAAGGUUGAUCAGAUAGGUGGAUAG
This is a messenger RNA of Sesamum indicum (sesame), 411 nucleotides long. NCBI's taxonomy places the organism in Eukaryota, Viridiplantae, Streptophyta, Magnoliopsida, Lamiales, Pedaliaceae. The record is from RefSeq and is a predicted model, not a curated record.